Messenger RNA from Phlebotomus argentipes, 2958 nucleotides. RefSeq lists its product as uncharacterized. The transcript has 4 exons. Bases 227 to 1036 code for a protein of 269 amino acids. Gene Ontology annotation, biological process: regulation of transcription by RNA polymerase II. Lineage: Eukaryota; Metazoa; Arthropoda; Insecta; Diptera; Psychodidae. Gene Ontology annotation, molecular function: RNA polymerase II cis-regulatory region sequence-specific DNA binding; DNA-binding transcription factor activity, RNA polymerase II-specific. Gene Ontology annotation, cellular component: nucleus. The record is from RefSeq and is a predicted model, not a curated record.
GUUUCGAGCGCUUCUCAUCGGCGUGCUUCUGUCGGCGCUAGUAUUUCAUCCCCGCGAACUGUGGAUAAAGUUUUCCCGCUUCCCGAGUGCUUUCCCGAAAGUGGAAAGUGGCCAAGUGAAAGUGUGUGUGUGCCAGUGAUCUCAAGUGCAGCACAGCUGGUGGACUGGAUUAGUGAGGGUGAUAUAGAAGAAUUCCGAGAGCAUCUUCAGCUAAACCCCAUAAAUUAUGUCUCACGUCCGGCGUCGCCUGGGCUCAGUUGGCGACAGCGCCCCACCGAGCGACUCCUCCGAAGGCUCAGAGAUCUGCGAAGCCGCCCAGGACUGGAGCAUAGAUCCCGAAUCGGGAGAUCAGUCGAAUUUGGCCCUGAGGCGCGUUAAUGGACUGUUUAUUCACACCGACUCGAACCCAGAUGACUCCAUCAGUUCGGACAACAGUGGCAUUCUUGGAGACAGCGAGAAAGCCCAAGUGGAGAGUUUCUUCAGCGGCCUGGGAACUGAGAUUUUCGUCAGUUCGUCCCUGGCGAAUUUGUACGAGAACGUGGGCAAGGAUGAGUGGCGGCUGAUUUACACGGGCAUCCCGGUGCUGCUGCACGACAAAGGAUCCGCCAAGUCGAGAAACACCCCGCGCGUCACAUUCACCCUCACUGAGCGGGGCUCCUGCUUCGCCCUCUGGAACGACAGAAUCGACAACUUGUCCAGCUACAAGGUCGCCGGCCCGGCUUUCCACACCAUGUGUCUCUCAACCGACCAUCGGAAAAUCAUUGGAUUCAGCUUCGACUCUAGUCAGGCGGCCCGGGAAUUGUGGCUGUGCAUCGAGAGGCUGAUCAGUGACCCGGAAAACAUCGCCCUCAGCACACCUGGCAGAAAGCGAAAGCCGCCAAAGAAGGUGAAAGCCUUUCAGCUGCCACCCAAAUCGCAAAUCUCCAAUCCGUGUCAAUUUCACCACAUCACCAGUGUCACGCCCGAGGACACACCCCGAUACUUCAGCCUGCAGGCCUUCGUGGCGAAGCCGCACAAGGCGCAGAGAGACCCCUAAGAGCCGCUUGCGCGGAUAAGAUUGUCUUAUAUGUCAUCCUGUAGUGUUUUAAGGAGUAUUUGAGUAUGUUUUGUAAUCCCUAAAGUAGACAGAAGGUAGAUUUGUAAGUUAAGUUGAUCAUAGGUCGAGGGAUUAGGCCUCAAUCUCUGGAAUCUGCCUUUAUCAAGAGCGUUAUGUCUGUUUUUUUUCGUAUAAAUCGGCAGUUUCAGUGUGACUAAGCAUUGCGUGAAUUUCGCAAAAACAGUGACAACAGACUUCUUUUUAACGACCUCUUAGUCAUGUAGCUUAAAAGCUCGCAUUUUAUAACUUUGUUUCCAGAGGUAAGAACGCUCUUAGUAAGUUUAUUUGCCAGUAUGUUUUAUUUAUAUGCUUCUUAAUGACUAUCUUAAAGCAAUUUCCGCAUGAAAAUUUAAUCGGAAUAAUUGCUCCGAAUCACCAAAACACUUUCGGGUGUAAUUACCUCUGGACUGCACUGUGCUUGCCACAUGAGGAGCAAAAGCUUGCAAUUACCAGAGAUGUACAUUCAUUCUCUCCCACCACAGAACCACUGUUUCCACUUUAAUUGGCCAAUAAUCCCUGUAAAUAAAUGAUAAAGUGGCCGAAGAUGGGCGAGUGCUUGGACGAGAUUGAGGUUUAAACCCGGAGUUUAUGGGCGCAAGCAAACCCAUAGACUUCAACCCCCCAACAAGAGUUAAGGCUAUUUUUAUGGGCUCUCCUUUGUGUGUCUCCAUCGUAUUUUAUUCUACAUGAGAGAAUUAAUUAAUGAGUCGGAGGUAAAGCAGAGGAAAAUUUAUUUAUAGGAGGAGCGAAUCCACCGGCUUCCAUCCGGUGCUGAAGGGUGGGAAUAACGACGUAAGUCUCGUGUAUUGUUAUUAACUGUCCCGGGGAUCAUUCUUUGUCCUAAUUAGAGCAACACGAAGGCAAGUGCGAGGAGCUUUUAAGAGUGAUUCUCAUGCCCAUAACGAGAGUCAUGAGAUGAAGGAGAGGGAAAAUAUCAUGUCUGGAGGACAUGAAUGAGAAAGUGUUUCACACAUAAAAUUCUCACACAGAGAGACGUGAGAAUUUGAAUAUUUAUUUAUGCAGAAAAUUUUCUUACCUUUUGCCAACAAUAUUAAUUUACGUGGCAUGCAGUGUUUGCAUCCCAAAAACGGAGAGUGAAAACCGUAUUUUCGCCUCUUAUUCAAAUUUAUCUCUCUCACACACACACACAUACGUUUUUCCACCCCUUUUUCCGCGAAUGCCUGGCAGAAGUGCCAAAAAUGUUCUUUUAUCGCACGACAUCGAAUAUCUCUUUCAGUGAGAGAUGAGGAAUGUUUUGGGGAAAAUGAAAAGUUGCAAAAGGCUUUUGAAAGAGUAAAAUAAAAAGUUCUCAUCUUUAACACUUUUCGCAUUGUGGCAUUUUCCGGGAGAAUUGUGAGGGAAUGCUAGAAAAAAGUCUCCAGAAGCGCAAUGCACAAAAGGAAGAAAGUUUUUCCCCCACCCACGCACAGUAGUUUGUUGAAGAUAAGAAUGAGAAAUGAAGAGAAAUUUAGGAAUGUUGAUAAGUCCUUUCGAGAUGGAAGAAAUUUGCGGGAAUUCUUUUUAAAUAUAUCUGUGAUAAAAAUUUUCAAAUUUACAUAUACAUAUAUAUUUACGUUGUAAAAGUAUAAGGAAAAAAAAACACUUGACAAAGUAUUUCUCUAUUAUGAAUUAUAGAAUACAUGAGAAGAAAUCAUUAAGUAAUAGAACAUAAUUAUAUAAUAAUUAUAUAUAGAAAAUCAAUGUAUUAAUCGUGAAAAAAAUGUUAAGAGAGAGAGAGAGCAAUUAAAAAAACACAUUUAUCUAUCGAGUUGAGAGAUGAAGUUAUUGUCUAUCAUGUAUUGAAACAUUUCAGGAAAAUAAAAAGCAUUCUUUCUCAAAAACACACUCAAAUAACAAUCAAA